AUGAGCCUUUCCCAGCCAUCCGAAGCCUCCAUAACUGCCGAGAGCACAACAGAACCAUUCGGGAUGUGGAACCGUCGCAUGCCAAACCCGGAAGAUACAAAGAUGAGAGCGUGGGACUUCGCAGUUGUUGUCUCCCUCGCUGGGGCGACCGCCGCCCAGCAAGACGUCAACCUGGACGAGUCCGCGGUCCGUUUCGCAAAGAGCUACAUUGUCGAAUAUGCAGUCGGUACGAUCGGCAAGCGGAGCUCUCUCGCUUCGACGGACGGCGUCAAGGUGGUGCGGGGCUUUGACAGCGAAGUCUUCAACGGCGCCAGCGUCGAGACCGCCGACCUUGACCUCGACGACCUGCUCGGCCUGCCGGACGUCGUCGGCGUCUGGCCCAAUGUCCCCGUCUACCUCGAGCCCUCUGCUCCGGUCGACGCCGACCUCCAGGCCGCCCCCUCUGCCGUGCACACCGUCACGGGCGUGAGCAAGUUACACGACCAGGGCAUUCUCGGCGACGGUGUCAAGAUCGGUGUCGUUGACACCGGUAUCUGGUACAACCACUACGCCCUUGGCGGGGGCUUCGGGGACGGCUUCAAGGUUGCUGGCGGAUACGACUUCGUCGGAGAUCAACUUUGGCCUGCUGUCGGAUAUGACAAGGAGCCGGAUGCUGAUCCUGUGGAUAUGGUGGGCCACGGCACUCAUGUCGCCGGUAUUGUUGCUGGGAAGACAGGCAAUUUCACGGGCGUAGCGCCUGAAUCAAAACUGUUCGCCUACAAGGUCAUGAGCAGACAGGGCUCGACAGAUUCCGCGACGCUGAUCGAAGCUUUCUUGACAGCGUAUGAUGAUGGAAUGGACAUUAUCACCUGUAGCAUAGGGGGCUCAAGUGGCUGGGCCGAGGAAGCCUGGGCGCUGGUUGCCUCCAGACUGGUCGAGCAAGGAGUUGUCGUUACUAUUUCAGCCGCCAACUCCGGCUCCCAAGGCCCCUUCUACUCCAGCAGCGGGUCGUCUGGCAAGAAUGUGCUCGCCAUCGCUUCCGCCGAUGUGCCAACCGUUGAAACGACCCGAGCCUCCCCUUUCACGUCCUGGGGCCUCCUCAACGACCUCAGCGUCAAGCCCGAUGUAGCGGCUCCCGGUGGCUCCAUCUACAGCACAUAUCUAGACAACCGCUGGAUCACAAUGAGCGGGACCUCCAUGUCCUGCCCCUACGUUGCCGGCGUGGCCGCCCUGUACAUCGCCGCCCACGGCGGACGCCAGGUCCACGGCAAGGGCUUUGCUUUGGCUCUUAGGAAGCAGAUAAUCGCCAGCGCUCUCCCGCUUAGGUACCACCAAGACGGGUAUACUGAGCUGUACGCAGCAGUGCCGCAGGUGGGUAACGGUCUGGUGGACGCGUUCAAGCUGCUUUAUUCCAACACGACAUUGGACUUCGAGCCAAUCGCGCUGAAUGACACCCGCCACUUCAACAGGUAUCACGACAUCACUGUCAAGAACGGGGGCGCUGAGGACGUCAGCUACCGGCUCUCGGCACAAGACGUCUACGGGGUCGAGACGUUGUUCUCGAAUGACGCCGCCCAGGACAGACAGAUAAAGCUCCGCGACGAUUUGGUUCCGCAGAAGUUGGCGGUGGAGGUCGGCCUGCCUCGCGAAUUCGUCUUGAAGCCCGGCGAAACCAAGACCGUCUCUAUCGACUUCAACAACCCGGAGACACUUGGAUGGAAAGCCGCAGGGCUUCCGCUCUACAGCGGUCGAAUCAUUAUUUCAGGAGACAACGGCGAAAAUCUCUCUGUGCCGUACGCGGGUGUCGCGGCCGAUCUGAAAAAAGAACUCACCCCUCUGUUCCGUAACGGCUUUCCUUACAUCGAGAGUGGUGCUCCUGUAGUCACUGGCAAGACUUCCUUCACCUUCAAUCUUGGCCUCGAUUCCCAAGACUUUCCCAAAGUUUACCAUAACAUGAUCUGGGGCACACGAGAACUCAGAUGGGAUAUCUUCGAAGCGGGAUGGACCGAGAGGCAAUGGGUAUACCCGCCGGUCGCCGGCGAGGGUGGCUACGUCGGAUCCGGUGCCUACUGGAUCGGUUCGGGACAGACGCCAUUCUUCGACCAGAGCAGAUGGGACCCCGAUGAAACGUUGUCCUAUCCAAAAGUUAACCAAGGGAGAAGCAACUCCAACUAUCAGAACUGGUGGUUUGGAAAGCUGGCGAACGGCAGUCAAAUUGCUAUUGGCAACUACACACUGAGAUACGCCGCUCUGAGGCCUUUCGGGAACCCCUCGCACUCGGAUGACUGGGCCACGUUUACCACUCCAAUGGAGGUCUUGGGCCAGUAUUGA
Molecule: messenger RNA, 2310 nt
Organism: Colletotrichum graminicola M1.001
Lineage: Eukaryota; Fungi; Ascomycota; Sordariomycetes; Glomerellales; Glomerellaceae
Product: subtilase
Exons: 13
Coding region: 1-2310 (769 amino acids)
Biological process (GO): proteolysis
Cellular component (GO): membrane; cell wall
Molecular function (GO): serine-type endopeptidase activity
Source: RefSeq, a predicted model, not a curated record